Molecule: messenger RNA, 1371 nt
Organism: Metschnikowia bicuspidata var. bicuspidata NRRL YB-4993
Lineage: Eukaryota; Fungi; Ascomycota; Pichiomycetes; Serinales; Metschnikowiaceae
Exons: 3
Coding region: 1-1371 (456 amino acids)
Molecular function (GO): metal ion binding
Source: RefSeq, a predicted model, not a curated record
AUGACGGAACCUUCGGAUCCAGCCCAGGACGCCGACUUGCCCCCUUUCUCGUUCUCGAAGCGGCCCAUUAUUAGCACUAUGGCUACGUCGGCUAUCCCGCACAACAUAGACAGGGCCCUCUUGAACGUGCUGAAGCCUGCAGACGUACCCACUUUCAACAACGUCAACUACGAUGACCGUAUCAGGGCUCCACGCAUGUCGCUGGCCACCCAUUAUACUUACAAGCCCGAGCUGCCCCGGCCUGAGUCAUCGGAACACAAUGUAGACGGCUCGUCGCAAGCAGGCCCCACAACACCCGGAUGCGGGAAUGAAGAUGCCCAGCUGGAGUACCGGCCCGCAACUGCCGACUUGAACCAGCCCACACGCAGGAACCUGGAGCCCAUCAAACAGAAGUGGGGGAUUCUAGUUUCCACAGGAAAUAUCCUCUCGCUAGACACAGUCGAGUACCCGGAGAUUUACGGAACAGCCGCCAAGUUCCGCUCAGGAUCGGGUGCACUGCCUGGCACGACGCCACUCAUGCAACAGAAGCUUGUGCGAGCCAUCGAAAACCUCGAUGCAAACACCACCCUGGAAGAGCGGGCUGCACACGCAGAACGUGCAAAUAGCUUUUGCAAGCCCGCAAGUGGCAGAAAUCGUGUGUACAUGCCAAGCAGCGGGCCCGCCAUCCAGCAGGUGUACACGCAGAAAAAGCCGUUGUGCUUGCCUGCGGUGCUCCGGCCUCCGCAGGAAAUCGACAAAAUCAACGAGGAAGACUUCCUUCAUGAUCUGAGUGCAGAUGAAGGCUCUUUCGAAGCCAAGCUAGGCGAGUUCCCGUUUGAGAUGCCGCAGGACGCCACUCUGCAGAAUUCCAGAGCCGAGCCCACGCAUGAGCACUGGGCACCCAACAGUUCUUCCGACCACUGCAUGAACUGCUUUGAAGUCUUUCGGGGUUUUUUCAACCCGCAGAGACGAGGACGACACCACUGCAGGUUCUGUGGCCUACUCUACUGCCACAACUGCCUAUAUAAGAGCAGAGAAGCAUUUCAGAUUGCCCCGCCCGCAGCUGACACCCAAACUCAGCUGCGGGCGAACAGCGGAUCUUCAAACUCAAGCUCAAAAUUCAAACUCUGCAAAGUGUGUAAGACAUGUGGCAAUAACUCUCUGCGGCUAUUAUACUUGCUCAACCAAAGAAGUCGGGCCAAGAACGACAUUGACACACCAUACGUCUUUAUUGAUAACCCAUACAUAGGCGCCAGCCACGCACUGCAGGCACACCCACUUUACGAUCUCAAAUCCAGGGCGACUAGGCCUGGUUUCAAAAACGAGGGUGGCUCUGAGAGGCGGGCGUCAUAUAAUCACGUUCCCUCAGAUUGGACGUGGAGCUCUUUCUGA